Meloidogyne enterolobii is the source of this 742-nucleotide messenger RNA. The record is from the annotation of a GenBank genome assembly. Lineage: Eukaryota; Metazoa; Nematoda; Chromadorea; Rhabditida; Meloidogynidae.
AAUGGACUAUUUUGAACAAUUUUAUAGUGAUUUAAAGUUUACUGAGAAGCGUGAUGCCAAUCUUACGUCUGAGCAACAAAUUGAUCGAAUUCUUCGCCCAGGUUCUACUUAUUUGAACUUAAAUCCGUUUGAAGUAUUGCAACUUGAACCUGAAUCGAAUGUUGACGAUGCCAGAAAAAAAUAUAAAAAACUUUCUUUGCUUAUUCACCCCGACAAAAAUCCUGACAAUCGAGAACGGGCAGAAAGGGCUUUUGAUGCUUUGAAAAAAGCUUUAUCGUUGCUUGAAGAUCCUGAUGAAGUAGCGCGAUGUAGAGAAAUGUAUGAGGAGGCAAAAGCUCGAUUGGCUGUGCAAAUUAGUGAAAAGAAACGAAAAUUGCGAAAAGAAGGAAGGCCUGACACAGUUGAGGAAGAUACUCCAGCAGGAUAUGCACGAGCUUUGUGGGUAACUGUUACAAAAUGUUUUGCUGACAGAGAAAAGAAACGAAAAAUGUUGGAGGAAAGGGCUAAUGAUGAAAAACGUCGUCUGGCUGAAGCUGUACAAACAGCUUCUGAGAAACGUCAAUUAGAAGAAGAAUAUAGGAAGAAUUAUGAAGAAAGUCGAGAUGAAAGACGGGGUUCUUGGAGAGAAUUUAUGAAGAAAAAGGAGAAAAAACUUGAGAAAUUUAGAGGAGCUAAUUUUAAGCCUCCGCCUCCAAAAUUGGAAGUUUCUAAAGAAAUUACAAAGCCCAAACCACAAUUUUGA